Molecule: messenger RNA, 2295 nt
Organism: Hirsutella rhossiliensis
Lineage: Eukaryota; Fungi; Ascomycota; Sordariomycetes; Hypocreales; Ophiocordycipitaceae
Product: type III restriction enzyme, res subunit domain-containing protein
Exons: 5
Coding region: 1-2295 (764 amino acids)
Biological process (GO): replication fork reversal; double-strand break repair via synthesis-dependent strand annealing; interstrand cross-link repair
Molecular function (GO): four-way junction helicase activity; hydrolase activity; four-way junction DNA binding
Source: RefSeq, a predicted model, not a curated record
AUGAAGACCUGGGUUUAUCCAACGAAUCUUGGCGCCAUUCGGGACUACCAGUUCAGCAUCGUAAAGAACAGCUUGUUCAACAACACGCUCGUGGCGUUGCCAACAGGACUGGGCAAGACCUUUAUCGCGGCCACGGUCAUGUUGAACUUUUACAGAUGGACAAAGUCAGCCAAAUUGGUCUUCGUGGCCCCAACCAAGCCUCUCGUGGCACAGCAGACGACGCUCCUGACAGGCGAUAUCCCGCCGGCGUUGCGCGUGGACGAAUGGGCGACGAAGCGUGUCUUCUUCAUGACACCGCAGACUCUACUCAACGAUCUUUCCCAUGGCUACGCCGACCCGAAGAGUAUAGCGCUUUUAGUCGUCGACGAGGCGCAUCGCGCCGUGGGAGAGUAUGCAUACGCAAAGGUGACCAAGCUCAUCCGUCGUUUCUCAAAGAGCUUCCGUGUUUUGGCCCUGACCGCGACGCCGGGGUCCAAGAUUGAGACCGUGCAAGAGGUCAUCGACAACCUAGGCAUAUCUCACUGCGAAAUCCGGACCGAGGACUCCAUCGAUAUCCGGCAAUACGUGCAUCAAAGGAACAUCGAUCCCAUGGUCCUCGACCCCUCGGAUGAAAUGAACCUGGUUUGUGAGUUGUUCACAGAGGCGCUCAAGCCGCUCGUGGACAAGUUGGGCUCGCAGAACAUCUACUACGGGCGAAAUCCCAUGGCACUGACGGCGUACGGCUUGAUGCAAGCGCAGAAGGAAUGGUUUGCCACGCGGGGGCAGCACGUGAACCAGGGCGUCCAGUUCAUGAUGCGAGCCAUCUUCAGCGUCCUGACCGGCCUCGCCCACUCUAUUAAACUCCUCAACUUCCACGGCAUCAAGCCAUUUUACGACAACAUGGUCGACUUUCGCAGUGAACAGGAGGGCAGAGGGGAGAAGGGAUCGAAGUACAAGCGCCAGCUCGUCGAGCACCCCAGCUUCCAAGAAAUGAUGAACAAGUUGACGGCUUUGGCAGACGUCGUCCUGAACCAUUUCAUGGACAAGGGCGAAGGCUCAGCGACGCGCGUCAUUGUAUUCAGCGAGUAUCGCGACUCAGCAGAGGACAUCGUGCGGAUACUCAACAAGCAUCGGCCACUCAUCAAAGCUAGUGUCUUUGUCGGGCAGGCGGAUGGCAAGCGCGGUGAAGGCAUGAAACAGGCACAGCAGAUCCAGACCAUUGACAGAUUCAAGAAGGGAGACUUCAAUGUCCUCGUUGCCACCUCGAUCGGCGAAGAGGGUUUGGACAUUGGGCAGGUCGACCUCAUCGUCUGCUAUGACGCAUCCGCGUCACCGAUUCGGAUGCUGCAGCGGAUGGGACGAACUGGUCGAAAACGAGCGGGCAACAUCACUCUUCUCCUGAUGAGGGGAAAGGAGGAAGACCAGUUUGCCAAGUCCAAGGACAGUUACGAGAAGAUGCAAAGCCUCAUCUGCGAGGGCAGCCGGUUCAACUUUCGCUUCGAUCUCUCGACGCGCAUUGUUCCAAGAGAUGCCCGCCCGGAGGACCAGUCCUUGCCGGAGCCCAAGAAGCGCCGCGCGCCACCGGGCAAGAAGAAACCGCCAAAGAAGUUCCAUAUGCCCGACGGCGUGGAGACAGGCUUUCAAUCGGUGGCGCACUUGAUGAAGCAGGCGCCAAAGGCAGGCGCGGCGAAGCGGCGGCGAGAUGCAGAACUUGACAAUGUUGCCGAUGUGCCCGGUUUGGAGAAGGUGGUGCUCACCAGCGAGGACCUCCAGGAGCUGAACCGGUCCUAUCGCGAUCUGCCUUUCAACCAUAGCGUGGUUGAGGAGACAGACAUGCCUAGCAUGGUCUCGCAUCCGCACCUGCAAAGGGGACUACAGCCAGUCGUCAAGGUAAAGCACAGUACCCAUACGCGGCGAUGCGUUAAAGCCCUAGGCAAGAUGGGUCUGAACCCUGACGAAUUGGUGAGACCUUGCCGGGAGGUGGACGGGAGUAACUACCGGGAGAUUCCUGUCAGGCCCUUUGUGCGCUCGGACGGAGAGGAAGACAGCGACGACAAGGUUGAGUCACUCGCUACGACCAAGAAGCAAACUGCCCGGGGGAGAUUCUCGGUCCUUGGAAGCAAGAGGGACGAGCCUCAACGGAAGAGGAAGAUGUCGCAAGUCACAGCCUCCCCGGAAUCAGAACAGAUGGGCUCCGAGGGGGAAGAAGAGAUGGUUUCCAAACGCCACAAGAGCCAACCCGGGCGAGGCCGAAAGCCAAAAGGCGACAUCGAGUAUACUGGAUUCGCAAGCCACGUCUCCCAUAUCCGCUACUAG